AUGCGUAUCUUCCCCAAAGAGACCAACAUCACCCCUCAAAUUGAGGUCCUCUGCGCCCAGCCCACGUUCUCGACCUGGUCCUCCCUGCGUCUCCUGUGUGCCUCAGUGAACUCUGUCGACGAUGGAGCAAAGGAGGCUGCCAAGGCACUACGAAAGGUUCUGCGUGGAGAUCUCCCUCGCCACCAGAUGAAUGCCAUCAUUACCACCAACCCUCAAGUCAAACUAUGCCUUAUGGAGAGACUCGCUUCCUGGGCGCGUGCAUGCUCCUCCGAUCCCAGUCUUAUCCUCAUCCCCAACCUCUACAACGGCCUUGUUUACGAGCAAGUCGUUCCAUUCUACGACCCAAAUGCUCCUAGUCAGUACCCCGCCAUUGGGCCCAACGUCAUUGUCAGCCCACUUACCUCGCCUACUUCCUCAGCCCCUCCUUCCAGGGCUGGAUCGUUCAAUGCAACCACUGAUGAAAUCCUUCGUCACGUCGAGAUGGCCAAGAACAACUCCCAAAUGCUCACCGAGACGGUCUCGUUUACAGACCCUGAUGCCGCCACCAAGGACGAACUCAGCCUAAUCAAGGAGUUUUUCAAGAAGUGCAUGGAAUUGCAGCGCGACACUCAAAUGUACCUAAGCGAUAUCACCUCGAGGCCCGCAUUCGACGAGAUCUCCCUUGGUCAACUGUUGUACGCCAAUGAGGAUCUGGUCAACGCAAUCAAGUGCCACAACGGCUUUACGGAGAAGAUCCACCUCAAGCGCGCACUCCAACGUUCUACCUCCACCAUUACCGCCACUACCACUACCCUCGCUCCUACGACCACCACCACUCAGGUACCCAUUUCUCAGGACUCUUCGGCCUCUCCACCAGCAUCACCACAACAACCCACCCGUACCUCCUCUGACGAGGCUCAUUUCAAGGACUUGAUCGACACUGAUGGUGCCGGUGUUGGCUCUGGAUACAGGAACGCCACCUCGGACUACAGGGGCUCGUCAACAUCAGCACCAGGAUCAGCAGCAUCUAAAGGAAAGACCGCCGUCUUAUAUUCUUCCCCUCCUGGAUCGUCAAUUGCUGCAGCUUCAGCAUCAUCCGAGCCCUCUUUCGAUCCCUUUGCUGACGAUUCUCAUUUUGUUACCCAUGAGUCUGAUCCAAAUCGUGUCGCCGUUGCCAUUAGGAAUGGAAAGCGCCCAGUUCUGAAUCCAAAGGAGGAGCCGCUGACUGAGCAGGAGCGGGAUCUGAUUCACCUCAUCAAGAUUCAAUCCUUGUCCGAGCCCGAACGUAUCGAAACUUCUAAUGGUACCUCGUCUUCAUCAUCAUCUACCGCUGCCGCCGCUGCAGUUGCAGCUAUUGCGGCUGCUCGGCCAGGUGCUGCCAGUGCGCCCACCGCACUCCAAGUUGCCACGCCAGUUGUUUAG
Messenger RNA from Linnemannia hyalina, 1401 nucleotides. Lineage: Eukaryota; Fungi; Mortierellomycota; Mortierellomycetes; Mortierellales; Mortierellaceae. The record is from the annotation of a GenBank genome assembly.